AUGAUCUGGAGACGGCACGAGGCGUCGGCGACCCUUGCGUUAUCACCGACCAGCAGGACUCGCGGGAGACAUCAAACCAGCAGCGUUAACGUGUUUACGCCUGCGUCGAACGGGCUAGGUUCGCACCGGAAGACGGCCAACGCCGGUGGCGGCAUCAGCAGCAGACCAGCAACUAUGCUGGACUCUAGCCUCGUGCGCUCGGCAAGGGUGGUCAAGGCCAUGGAGGCCACCGAUCGAGGCUUCUACACCCCUCAAGAUGCCUACGAGGACAGGCAAGAGGGUGGGGCGAGGGAGAUUAACGAUGGGCUGGAGGCUUGUAGGCCGCCUCAGCCGAUCGGCUUCCGGGCCACCAUCAGCGCGCCGCACAUGCACGCCCACGCGCUGGAGGUGCUCUCGCCGGCCAUACCGAUGGACGGGGGUCGGGUGCUCGACGUUGGCGUCGGCUCCGGAUACCUCGCGGCAGCCUUGUCUAGGAUGGUGGGAGCGAGUGGGGUGGUGUACGGACUGGUGAGACAGCGUAACAGCACUCUCAGUAGGGUGGACUACAUCCAGCAACUGGUGGAACUGUCAAGAACGAACCUCGACAAGGACGACAGCACCAUGCUAUCCUCGGGGAGAGUCGUCUUGAAGACCGCGGACGGAUGGAGAGGGUGGCCCGAGAACGGUCCGUACGACGCGAUUCACGUCGGUGCGGCGGCGGAGAGCAUCCCCAUGGACCUCGUCGCUCAGCUGAAGGUCGGGGGGCGCAUGGUUGUGCCAGUCGGGCCCCCGUCGGAGACGCAGAUGCUCGUGCAGGUGGACCGUGUCAAGGAUACCGGGCCGAUCUCCAAAAGCUUCACUACCCAAAGCCUUAUGUCCGUCGUGAAAGGAUGUUGUUUCGCAGCGAUAAUGGCGCUUAUCGAACUCGAGGAGGUGGCACGGGUAACGAAAGGCCUCAAGAACUGGAAGGCACCCGACCAUGACUCCCUCCCCGCCGAGUUGCUCAAGAUCGAUGACGACGAACCCUUCGUCCUGGGACACCUCCAUACCAUCCUCGUCAAGGUGUGGAACGGAGGAGAUACACCGCGAGAGUGGAAGGAUGCAACCAUCAACGUGCUGUACAAGAUGGGUGACCGGUCCAACUGUAACAACUAUAGGGAAAUUUCGCUACUAUCUCACGUAGGUUAGGUCCCCAUCAAGAUCAUCACCAACCGUCUAAGCGCCUUCUGCGAAGCCAAUAACAUCCUCCCGGAGGAACAGUGCGGAUUUCGGCCCGGGCGAUCCACCGUC
Messenger RNA from Ectocarpus sp. CCAP 1310/34, 1269 nucleotides. NCBI's taxonomy places the organism in Eukaryota, Phaeophyceae, Ectocarpales, Ectocarpaceae. The record is from the annotation of a GenBank genome assembly.